UCCUCAACACCACACUCUUUGCUGCACCAAACAUCCAUGCAUGGCUUUCUUGCCUCCACAAAGCAUAAAUACGCACCUAGCUGUAAAAUAGAUGCCGCACUCAUCCAUCCAUCCCUCUAUCGAUCAAGGAACUAGCAAGGUAAUACCAACUAACUAGCUACCUCGUGCAAUGGCCUCCUCCUCCUCCUUGCUGCUCGCCGCGGCGGUGCUGGCGGCAUUAUUGGCUGUUGGAUCGUGCGGCACCGCACUCACCUUCACGGUCGGUGAGGGCUCUAGCUCCACCAGCCUAAAGCUCGUCACCAAUGUCGCUAUCUCUGAGGUGGAGGUCAAGGAGAAAGGUGCCCCCGACUGGACCGAGCUCAAGGAGUCACCAACCAACACCUGGACGCUCGACAGCAAGGCACCACUUAAGGGCCCCUUCUCGGUCCGCUUUGCCGUCAAGAAUGCCGGAUACCGCGUUGUCGAUGAUGUCAUCCCUGCUGAAUUUAAGGCCGGCUCCGUCUACAAGACUAGCAUCCAGAUUUGAGUAAUAGACAUACAAUAUCUUCUGUCGCAUGGAAAUUAUUGACAUCUGAAUAAUUACCUUAAGAGGGCAAAUAAUCAAUUUUCUAUGGUUGUUUUGUGACAAUAGGCCAUAGACAGAAUAAAGCAUAGCAUGCGACCUUCCUGCAUGUUGCUGUGAAGCUAUAUGUACUCAUGAUUUUGGAUUAAAUUGUUUAUAAGAUUUAUUGGAAAUGGCACAUAUAUUUGGUCA
Messenger RNA from Oryza brachyantha (malo sina), 754 nucleotides. RefSeq names its product pollen allergen Phl p 2-like. NCBI's taxonomy places the organism in Eukaryota, Viridiplantae, Streptophyta, Magnoliopsida, Poales, Poaceae. Gene Ontology annotation, cellular component: extracellular region. The transcript has a single exon. The record is from RefSeq and is a predicted model, not a curated record. Bases 170 to 526 code for a protein of 118 amino acids.